Messenger RNA from Scophthalmus maximus (turbot), 2035 nucleotides. It is a transcript of the gene meox1, whose product is annotated as mesenchyme homeobox 1. Gene Ontology annotation, cellular component: nucleus. Gene Ontology annotation, molecular function: RNA polymerase II cis-regulatory region sequence-specific DNA binding; DNA-binding transcription factor activity, RNA polymerase II-specific. Bases 466 to 1263 code for a protein of 265 amino acids. The record is from RefSeq and is a predicted model, not a curated record. Gene Ontology annotation, biological process: positive regulation of transcription by RNA polymerase II. The transcript is spliced from 3 exons. NCBI's taxonomy places the organism in Eukaryota, Metazoa, Chordata, Actinopteri, Pleuronectiformes, Scophthalmidae.
AGAAGAGUUGUGAAAACAGCCAGCCCGAGAAGGGGAGUCCUGCAGUUGCGGAUGCAGCCACAGGCCACUCAGAUCAGUCAGGGGGAGAGAGGGUGUGUGUGUCAGCGCAAGGCAAAGGGGGAAAGUGUGUCAGGACCAGAGGCUCCGAAGGACGUCACGCACGCACUCCCAGAGAGAGGGGGAAACACGCUGUCACAGGAAGGUGUCUUUCCUCACGCGCUCGGGACGGUGGAAGAGUGUCUGCAGCCUCUGACAGCAGUGAGUAUUCCAAGUAUUCCAGCGGUGGACGCCGUGAGACAAUGAUGUGCUGUUAGCCUGCAGAACUGGAUGUUUCUCAAAAGUGACAGAGAUUCCCAGGUCUAACUUUACUCCCUGAGAGGGGCGUUUGAAAAUUCCCUCAACAAGGAACAAGACUCGUCGUAAGACUUUGUCGAAGAGUGCGUGAAGUGUUUUUCUGCAUCACCAAUGGAUCAGCCAGCCAGCAGCUGCAUGCGGAGCGCCCACCCCGGCAGCCCCAUCUGGGGCUGCAUGAGGAACCCUCACUCAGGGGUGCCGGGAGCCAAUCUGCAGUCGCCCUACCAGCAGGGCCCGUUCUCCCUGCACCAGAAGCCCGAGUUCCUGGCCUACACGGACUUCUCCGGCUCCUGCCUGGUGCCGACCGCGCCGCACGCCGCCUACCCCCGCGACGACAGACUGUACCAGGAGAGCCAGGGGGGCUACCAGAGAGCCGACUGGCAGUUCAACCCCUGUGAGACGCGGGUGAGGGCGCCCGAGGCCUGCCCGCCCGUCGCCACGCCUGCGGUGGUGGGCGGCGGUGGGAGCGGAGGGCCCGAGCUGGACAGUGUAGGGGGAGACAGGCUGCCAGGAGCUGUGCCCGGGUGCCUGGAGGGAGAGUACUCACCCCAGAGCGUGGCGUCGGCCGACUCGGACAAGAAGAGCUCCAACAAGAGGAAGAGAGAUGUCUCAGAUAUCCAGGAGUCCAGUUUUAAGGUGGACUCCAGCUGCAAGGCCCGGAAAGAGCGCACGGCGUUCACCAAGGAGCAGCUGAGGGAGCUGGAGGCCGAGUUCACCCACCACAACUACCUGACCAGGCUCCGCCGCUACGAGAUCGCCGUCAACCUGGACCUCACCGAGAGACAGGUGAAAGUGUGGUUCCAGAACCGGAGGAUGAAGUGGAAGAGGGUGAAAGGAGGACAGUCGGCCUCCCCGAACGACCUGGAGAACGACGACAUAGACUCCGCCGCCUCGCCCAGCUCUGAAUGAACGAGGCGUUACGGAGAAAAGAAGAAAGACGGAAAGGAGAAUCGCCGUGUGACACACAGAGAGAGGGAGAGAGAGAGAGAGAGAGAGAGAGAGAGAGAGAGAGAGAGACACUGGGGUCAACUGGACACAGACAGCAGCACAAUGCAACUUUGUUUUCUUUUUCUCUUUUUUUCAGAAAGCUGCAAGAAUCAAAUAAACCUAGAGACUCUCUUUGUUUUUAAUUAUUGUAAUUAUUAUUAUUCCCAGGAAGAAAUCACUGAGCAUCUCCUUUUGCUGUAAUUUGUUGUAAAUAGUUGAUUUUUUUUUUUUUUUUGCUGUCCACAAUGAACUGCAAUCUCUCCGACGCGGCGUUAUCGAUGAAUACGGUUAUUUGAGGCCUCCUCUUGUUGCAGGAAGAGGAUGCUCGACGGUCAUUGUCGAUCAGUGACACAGUCCCACGGCGGUGGCUUGUCACAGUCGUGAUGUGAUUGUGUGUGAGGGGCAUCAACGUCGGUUCCAAUAUUGUAAUCAUGGCCUUCGACGCUUGACUUCAACCACCUGGGAGAACUCAGACUGCACAAGUGUUGCCAAGCCACAAGUGCCUCCGAAUCUGAUUCUGUUUUGUUUUUUUUCUUUUCCUAGAAUAUAGUGUGUUUUUUUCUGUCAAGCAUUUUUUUUAUUUUUUUUUUUACUCUUCUUGUUUUAUUUUAUUUUAUACAUUUUGAAUGUUAUUGAUAAAACACAGAUGUUGCCUGUUUCUGCAAAUAGAAUAAAUCAUCUGCUGCAAAAAGGG